UAUCGGCCCAGAAAAACAAAGAUCAGCCGCGCUCUCUCCCGUCCGGCGGCGCGUCUCGUUAGUCUCCGUUCACCGGAAAGUCGAAACUUCCGUUGCAGGCGGAGGGGUAUAACGCGAAUUCAAGAAUGAAGUCGAUAUCACCACCAGUCUCACUUUCUACUCCCAAGUUCUUAUUGCCUAUCUUCACCUCACCUUCUCAGUCUCCACCUUUCAUAGUCGCCGCCGCCGCUCAGCCGCGAAAGGCACCCGCUUCAAGGCGCUCUUCAAGGUCAAUUAAAACCCCAACUCCUACUCCCACGUUAGAGCCCGUCACAACUCCGCCCAUAGAAGCUUCCACCCCUAACAAAAAGGUUCUGGUGCCGAUUGGGUUUGGGACAGAAGAAAUGGAAGCUGUGAUAAUGGUGGAUGUUCUGCGCCGGGCUGGUGCUGAGGUGACUUUGGCGUCUGUGGAACCGGAAUUGGAGGUUGAAGCUUCUGGGGGCACUAGGCUUGUUGCUGACACGCUCAUAUCUGCUUGUUGUCAUCAAGUGUUUGAUCUUAUUGCUUUGCCAGGUGGAAUGCCUGGCUCUGUGCGUUUGAGAGAUUGUGAAAUUCUCAAGAAUAUUAUGAGCAAGCAAGCUGAAGAAAAACGGCUAUAUGGUGCCAUAUGUGCUGCUCCAGCAGUUACGCUGUUGCCUUGGGGCCUUCUUAAGAGGAAACAGUCAACGUGUCAUCCUGCAUUUAUGGGCAAGCUUCCUGCCUUCCGGGCUGUAAAGACUAAUAUCCAGGUGUCGGGUGAGCUAACAACGAGCCGUGGUCCUGGUACAUCUUUUCAGUUUGCCAUCACUUUAGUGGAGCAGUUGUUUGGUGAAGCUGUUGCCAAAGAAAUCGGAGAAGUAUUGUUAUUGAAUGGUCAUGAUGAAGAUCCUAGAAAACAAGAAUUCAACGAGGUUGAAUGGUCUCUUGAUCAUACCCCUCAAGUUCUUAUUCCAAUUGCAAAUGGAUCUGAAGAGAUUGAAGUGGUUACGAUCAUAGAUAUCUUAAGGCGGGCAAAGGUCAAUGUUGUGGUAGCAUCGGUAGAAAAAUCUGCAGUAAUCUUGGGAUCAAAAGGCGUAAAGAUUGUGGCAGACAAGUUGAUUGACAGUGCAGCUGAGUCGAUGUAUGAUCUGAUAAUCCUGCCGGGAGGAGAAGUUGGAGUUCAGCGGCUUCACAAGUCGAGGACUCUGAAGAAGUUGCUAAAGGAACAAGAAUCGGCUGGAAGAACAUUUGGUGCGAUGUGCUCUUCAUUGCCUAUAAUACUGCAGAAACAGGGCUUGCUCAAGCAGGCCAAAAAAUCCGCUGCUCAUCCCUCCAUCGCCACGAGCAAGCUCGAUGAUGUUCCAAAUGGUGCCCGGGUAGUUGUUGAUGGUAAACUGAUCACAAGCAAAGGGCUUUCUACCGCAAUAGAAUUUGGACUGGCCAUUGUAAGCAAGUUCUUCGGGCAUGCAAGAGCGAGGAGCGUAGCAGAAGGUCUUGUUUUUGAGUACCCGAGGAACUAAGAAUUCCAGUUCUUUAGCAGCAAAACCAUAAACUCCACUCAACAAGGCGCUCUCGAGGCCACUAAAGAUCAAUCUAGCAAUGGCGACAACAAUGCAGCAACAGGUUGAGACAGAGAAACCGCUGCAGCCAUUGGAAGCUAAGGUAAGCACCAAGUUCCAUGUAAAUUUUUGCUGAUAAAUACCUGGAAGAACAUGGCAUCAUCUUGCUCUCAACUAACUAUUAGUGGCCACCAUUGUUGGCUCAAAGUAUGCUCACGAAACCGACAAUCAUCAUGAAAAUGUCAUUGAGAUAUAUGUUGUAAUUGAACAUUAUAUUUGAUGAAAUUGUACAUCAUAUGACUUUACAAAUCAUGUACUUUUCACUUGCAUAGAGUGAAAUUAGUUUAUUGUGGAAGAGAAAGUAAAGUAAUACAAUAUAAAGGUUUCCCCAA
Messenger RNA from Ipomoea triloba (trilobed morning glory), 1948 nucleotides. RefSeq names its product protein DJ-1 homolog C. Lineage: Eukaryota; Viridiplantae; Streptophyta; Magnoliopsida; Solanales; Convolvulaceae. Bases 126 to 1517 code for a protein of 463 amino acids. The record is from RefSeq and is a predicted model, not a curated record. Gene Ontology annotation, cellular component: cytosol; nucleus. The transcript is spliced from 8 exons. Gene Ontology annotation, molecular function: protein deglycase activity. Gene Ontology annotation, biological process: guanine deglycation, glyoxal removal; protein deglycation, glyoxal removal.